Messenger RNA from Balaenoptera musculus (blue whale), 6104 nucleotides. RefSeq names its product purine rich element binding protein G (gene PURG). Gene Ontology annotation, molecular function: purine-rich negative regulatory element binding; RNA polymerase II transcription regulatory region sequence-specific DNA binding; DNA-binding transcription factor activity, RNA polymerase II-specific. Gene Ontology annotation, biological process: regulation of transcription by RNA polymerase II. NCBI's taxonomy places the organism in Eukaryota, Metazoa, Chordata, Mammalia, Artiodactyla, Balaenopteridae. The record is from RefSeq and is a predicted model, not a curated record. The transcript is spliced from 2 exons. Bases 217 to 1266 code for a protein of 349 amino acids. Gene Ontology annotation, cellular component: nucleus.
CGCAGCAGCCGCAGGAGGGGCGGCGGCGGUGGGCGCCGCAGGAGAUGCCCCUGCCCGGCUGCUCCGGCGUGGGGCAGUGCGAGCGGCGGCGGGGGAGCAGGCAGGGGGCGGCGGCUGCGGCGGCUGCAACAGAGGGGUCGAGAGCUGGAGGCGGCGGCGGCGGCGGCCUCGAAGGGCAUCGGCGGAGGCGGUGAUGGCAACAGUGGUGAUCUGAAGAUGGAAAGAGCCAGGCGAAGGGGAGGCGGCGGCGGCGGCGGCCGUGGCCGCGGCGGCAAGAAUGUAGGGGGCUCUGGCCUCAGCAAGAGUAGACUCUAUCCCCAGGCCCAGCACUCCCACUACCCCCACUACGCGGCUUCAGCCACCCCUAACCAGGCCGGGGGCGCAGCUGAAAUCCAGGAGCUGGCCUCCAAAAGGGUGGACAUCCAGAAAAAGAGGUUUUACCUAGACGUGAAGCAAAGCUCCCGGGGCCGGUUCCUGAAGAUAGCCGAAGUCUGGAUAGGGAGAGGCCGGCAAGACAAUAUCAGAAAGAGUAAACUGACCCUCUCCCUGUCUGUGGCCGCGGAGCUGAAGGACUGCCUAGGGGACUUCAUUGACCACUAUGCCCACCUGGGCCUGAAAGGCCACCGACAAGAGCAUGGUCACGGCAAAGAGCAAAGCUCCAGGAGGAGACAGAAGCACGCAGCACCCUCCCCACCAGUCUCUGUGGGGUCCGAAGAGCACCCUCACAGUGUCCUCAAAACAGAUUACAUAGAGAGGGACAAUAGGAAAUACUAUCUAGACCUAAAGGAAAAUCAGCGGGGUCGCUUCCUAAGGAUAAGACAAACCAUGAUCCGGGGGACUGGCAUGAUAGGUUAUUUUGGCCACACUUUGGGCCAAGAGCAGACUAUCGUCCUCCCAGCACAAGGGAUGAUUGAGUUUCGGGAUGCCUUGGUUCAGCUCAUUGAAGACUAUGGCGAAGGGGACAUAGAAGAACGCAGAGGUGGAGACGAUGACCCAGUCGAACUCCCAGAGGGGACUUCUUUCAGAGUGGACAAUAAAAGGUUCUACUUUGAUGUGGGCUCUAAUAAAUAUGGAAUUUUCCUGAAGGUAAGUGAGGUGAGGCCACCUUACCGUAAUACUAUUACUGUUCCAUUCAAAGCUUGGACAAGGUUUGGGGAGAAUUUUAUCAAGUACGAAGAAGAGAUGAGGAAAAUUUUCAACAGCCAUAAAGAAAAGAGGAUGGAUGGCAGAAGGGCCAGUGGUGAAGAGCAAGAAUGCCUCGACUAGAAUGAAAUUGAACUCCAUCAGGCAAAAGUUAAAAUCAUAAAUUGGCUAAAAGUACUGAUCCAUAAUCAUUUGAAGAAAUUUUUCCUCUUUUUUUGGCCCUUUGUUAUGAGUAAUACCUCUAGUAGUUAUACUUCAAGGAGUCUGAUUCUCAUGUUAUGUUAUCCAUAAAACACUAUAAUUCUUAUGGGAAUUUCAACCUUCCCAGAGCUAAAUAGUUAGCUGCUUCAGCUGCUCCAGACUAUUGAAGUAUGCAAAUCAGCACAAAGUGUGACAUUCUGACCUUCUAGAUACCAUAACUAAGAUUAACAUUGCAGUAUGACAUAAGCCUAAAAAAAGAUACAUAUACCUAAUAUGUAAGUGUGAAUUUCUAUUUAACAAGUUCCCCCAAAAAAGUAUUCCAUUCCUACUUCAUUAAAAGCUGCUAGGAUUACCUGUAGGACAGUUACCACAGAAACAGAAACUGACUUCUAUUAUAAAUAUAUUUAUUUACAAAAGUACGAGUAGAAAUAUAUUAAAUGUCCAUUGGGUAACUGAAUAUUAAACAGUACCAUUAAAGAAUCGAAUCUUAGAGUUACUAUAGUAUUCUAUAAUUUCAAAUUUUGUGGUGACCCUACAGUUUAUACUUGCCAUAUCAAUGCCAUGAGAGAGUUUCAAUUGGUUAUUCUAAGCUAGUUACAAUCCCAUCUUCACCUCUGAUUAUUGUACCAUAUAUUAUUAUUGACUUUACAAAGUUUCAGGAAUUACUUUUAUGUCACUGUUGCGUGGGAGGCUUUGCUAUGGAAAUCUUGAUAUUUUAGCUUUUCAUGCUAAUUUGAAGGUUGUGAGAGGUUCUUUCCCAAAAUACAUCAUGGACUCAAGGUGUUAUAUUUUAUGCUGCUGCUUUAACACUGUUUCAGAAGGGUUGGUGCACCAGUUACCUGAUAUAAAAAUAAUCUGUAAUAAUAUAUUUUAGUAGCACUUUUGCAGUUGUUACCCUGAAGUCCAUUUCAACACUUCCAGUAUAAACCUGACUUUUAAAGGUGUUUUAAUUCCAGGAAAAAAAAAAGUUUUUUUCUAAAAAGCAUUUAGAAUAAAUGUACAAUUUCAGCCUGGAAAAAUAUAAUUUGAAGAUUGGUUAUAAACAUAUUUGAAAGAAUAAUUCAGGCAUUUUUCCAAGGUGCUCUUUAUGAUACUUUACACAAGGUUUACUUUACACAAGACUCACCCACUUACUGGUAUUAAAAAUUACUUUCCAGGAAGUGCCACAGCAAUUUUUCAACACCUAAGCAAUUUUUUAAACGAGUGGAUAUAAUGUAUAUGUGUACCAACCCACCCUGUAUUAACUGACUGAAAUUUUAUCUGUUGAGCUGCAUUUUAUCUGAAAGAAAUUACUGUCUUUUAUCUUGGCUUUAUUCACCUCCCACACAAUGAGUCCAUAUAAUCAUGUUUAAAAGCCAGACACUGAUUUCAACCCCCAAAUAUAGCUCUCAUUGAUGAGAGCUGGCUGCAUGGAUUGAGUUCAGAAUGUAGCUCUUCUUUUAUAUGCUAUAAGUAAUUCACAAUUAUUUUAACAGUUGUUUUCCCUCCAGAGGUUUGUCCCCAAAUACACUUAAGUAAGGUCACUAAGAAAACUUUAUGAUAUGAAUUAAGAAAAUUAAUUUCACUGAUUACGUUACUUAAGAACAAGCAAGCAGUAACCUAGACAUACAUACAGGUGUUGGCUUACUGAUUGUAUUUCCAGUUUCCUCAAGUAGUAUGAAGGAAUCUCCCCAGUUCAUUAUAAUUGUGGGCCAUCUGGAUCACUAUGGACCAGCUGAAGGUUAGAAGAUGGUGUUAGGACUAGAGUUAAUAGCUCAUGGAGGGUGUUGAGACUCUAAAAGUAGCAAGGAUCUUUAAACAGUCCUCACUGUAAAAUAACUAUUCUAGGCUUGAUAAAAAGUAGUUUUGGGGUAUAUGAAGGAGUGGUGUACACUUGAAUUACUGUACUACUGAUUGCUUUGCUGCCCAUCAUAGUGCCUAUUAAUAAUAAUCAACCUGUCAGAUUUUGGCAAACUGGAGCUGUGAAUAUUCCAGUAUUUGAGUGUUCCUAUCACUAUUGCUGUGACUGUAUACUCUCUCUUAAAACCUUCCCUUCCAAAAUAUUUAUAUCUGUUAAGUCUAAAUAAUUUCCUUCUUGGUUUUUAGUCUGGUAAGGUUUGAGUGUAUAUAUGUAUAUAUAUAUAUAUAACACACACACACACACACACAUCUAUGUGUGUGUAUAUAUGUGUGUUAUAUAUAUAUACAUACACACGAUACAAUGUCAGACUUAAAUAUCUUUAACUCAUUGUAUAUAAAUAUUAUUAGUUUAAUUUUGCAUUAAUAAUUUAAGUGAAAAAUUGGUUAGGCAGCCAAAUUUUCUACAUUGUAUGUAUACUUCAGAGUUUUUACCAUCUCAAAGCUACAAACUGGAUAGAUGCAUAUGUACCGGCAGUUGAAUAUACUUUAGAAUCAUUAAGCCUUCUGCCAGUCCUUUUGUUUCAUUUUUUUCAAAGUUAAUGUUCACCGAAAAAUGAAAUGAUGCUAUGAUUUUUUUUGAUACUUAAAAUUUCCAGUCAUUCAUUAGCCAUAAUCAAAUAAGAUCCAAUCCAAAACUCUGGUAUUAGGACAUGUAUUGAGAUGUAUCUUAUAAAAUAAGCUACUAUUCUUAUCUGUGCAAUAUACAUUUUAUUUAUUGUCAUUUGUAACAUAAAUGGAGCUGCAAGUGUACAUGGUACUCUUCAAAAUAAUAGGAUCCCUGCCUUGAAGACAUAAAACUCUUAAGGCAACUGGAUGUUAGAAGUCAAAAAGUGAGCAUUAAAGUUAGUAACCAAAAUUACUAGUUCACUAUAUAAUUCUAAAACACUGAUGAUGUUUGCACAUAAUAAUCCAAGCAUAAUGUGGUACAGACUCAAAACUGUAAUAAUAUAAGCUGAUAGUAUGAAAUUUGGAAACGGGUCCCUCAUAAUCGUUGGCAGUGUGCUCCUACCAAUUGAAAGCAGCACUAAUCUGUUGCUUAUAUGCAAAAGGUGCAAUGUAUUAUAAAAGUAUUAAACUUCUGCCACAUUUUAUAAUUUUCCUUGUUAAAGCCCCAAACUGCCAUGUCCCUUAAACUUGAGUCAAACACAAGCUUAUUUGCACUAAAGAGCAUGGCCAAAAAAUAAAUGACAGGGUGGAAAAGCUAACUGGAACCUCUUGAAAUAAUUGGUUCUAAUGGGAGAAUUUCACAUUUGUCUAUUUGAAAGCUAUAUGGUCCAGGCAGACAAUCUGUCAGUUCACUAAUUUAAUAAUGCACUUUACCUUUUGUAUAUAAAAGAUGUACAUUUAUGCCACUUGACCGGUGGGAUGUGUUUCAAUAACUAUGUAGUUAGAAUCUGUAGGGUGAGCUCUUGCAUGCAUAUGUUUGUGUUGGAACUGCCGUAGUAACAAGUUUCCAUUAAAUCAGUGUAAUGGAGAAGGGUAGAAGAUGUUUCUGAAGCAAAUCCCAAUACAUUUAACAAAGAAUUUUAAAGUAGAGUUCAUAUUUGUAUUCUUCAGGACUAGAAUCAAUAAAAAACUAUUUCUAGCCCAGGUUAGUAUUACAGUUGAGAUUAUAUCUAAUUGAGAUUCCCCAUAAUACCCUGAAAAUUAAUUUUGGGAAUUUGUGCAGACAAAAAAAUUUUUAACAAUUCUGUUUCAUUGUUGAUGUGUGUUUAAAUUAGUAAUGAAAAGACAGUGCAUGAUACUGUAUUAGAAUUAAAAGUAUGAUUGGCUGAUAUGGCAUCGUUAAGAAAACACCCAGACUAAAGAAAGUUCAAAUUAAGGAAAUGCAAAGAGCCUAAGAACAAUUGCUAAAAUAAAUAUGAUAUUAUUUCAAAACUUGCAGAAGAACUAACUUUCACCAACCAAAAAGGGUAUUAGGGGACUUAGUGUAUCCUUCCAUCCUGCAAACUUCCUAAGAUAUACAUUUGAAAACUAGAUAAUUGUUGCUUAAUAAUAGGUUGUAUGUACUUUACUAACAACACUGUGUACUAACAAUUCAUCAAGAGUAUACUAUAUUUACUGCAUUCAUUUUAUAUUUGUGGAUAAGAAUACAUUAUAUAUAGUGAUCCUAUCUUAAUAUAAUCAUGUAUUUAUAUUGUAAUUUUGCAAAUAUUUUCAGUAAAAUAAACAUUUAUCUGAGCUGCACAAUUUGAAGAGGAUGAAAUUGGAAUACACACUCAGACACUCAGUUUUAAUAAGCAGCUACCAUUGGAAGUUGCUGUAUGUACUAUCAUUCCUUUAGAAUUUGUUUUAUGGUUUAUUUUAAUACUUAAGUAAAUAGGACUUAAUUGCAAAUUUGAAGUAGUGUUCUGGAAAUAAUUUUUUCAUAAGUGUGAGAUUUUCUUUUUUCCUGCUUAUUUCCAAAUGUCUUUCACUGGAACUAUUUGUAAAAUCUUAUUCCAAGCUUUAUGUAAGAGCUUUGCUUAGUCAUCACAUAGUUUGAAGUUUCUCUUUUACCAAAACACCAAACAUCUUUGGCAGGAUAAAAUCUAAAGUAAACCACAAAGAGAAUUUAAAUUUGAUUCUAUGCCAACAGAAUAAUACAGGUAUAAUAUUUAUCACUGCCAAAUAAGAUUCUUAAAAUCUUUCUGGAGUUUCCUUAAAGAUUUCUUGAAUUUCAUAGAGAAAUAUUGGCUCAUGGCUAGCCCAUUAGAGGAAGAGAGUAGGGAUGUUAGUAUGCUGUUGAGACAAUCCAUAGUCCACAAUACUGUAGCAGUGAGGUACAGGGAAAAUGUGUUUUUCCCAAUUUCACGUCUUGUGAAAAUUGAGUUUUUAGAUCACAGUUACUCUGUCAUACCCAAAUUUAUGUAGAAAAACAG